AUGGCACCUACCACUCAACCGGGACGCCCCGGUAACCUCACUCCGGAUCAAGAGGAGAAGCUGCGCGAGCUCUGGAUGCAGACCUUUGAUGUCUUUGGCGUUGUGAGCGGUGCCCGUCCGAGUGUCGACACUGCUUCCGCCGCUUCCACCCCUGCUCCUGCCGACCAUAAGAAGAAGUCAAAGCUGUCCAUGUUCUCUCGCAAGCACAAGGACGCCGACAAUUCUGCUGAAAAUACCGACGACGAGAACGACAAGCACGGCCCGGCCAAGGAGUUCCGUCAGGCCCUUCAGAACCAGAGUCCCGAGUCACUGCGCACUGCCUUUUGGGGUAUGGUCAAGCACGAUGACCCUGACGCUUUGCUCUUGCGAUUCCUACGUGCUCGUAAAUGGGAUGUCCAAGCUGCCCUCAUCAUGAUGAUUUCGACUCUCCAUUGGCGCUCUCAGGAAAUGCACGUUGAUGAUGACAUUGUUUACAAGGGCGAAGAAGGCGCUUUGAUUGACGCUAAAUCUGCCCCGGACGCAACCUCAAAGAAAGACGCCGAGGAUUUCCUUGCGCAACUGCGUAUGGGCAAGAGUUUCUUGCAUGGUGUUGAUGCUGAGGAAAGACCUGUUUGCAUUGUCAGAGCCAGACUGCAUCACGGUGGUGAGCAAACGGAGAAGAGUCUUGAGAGAUAUACCGUCUAUACUAUCGACACUGCUCGCAUGAUGCUCAGACCUCCAAUUGAUACUGCCACUAUUAUCUUUGACAUGACGGGUUUCUCCAUGUCCAACAUGGACUACACCCCUGUCAAAUUCAUGAUCAAGUGUUUCGAAGCCAACUACCCUGAAUCGCUGGGUAGUGUCCUCGUCUACAAGGCUCCUUGGGUCUUUCAAGGCAUUUGGAAGAUCAUUCGUGGUUGGCUCGACCCUGUUGUUGCUUCCAAGAUCAACUUCUGCUCAAACGUCGAAGAGCUCUCCGCUUUCAUUCCAAAGAGUCAGAUCUUGAAAGAGCUUGGUGGUGACGAGGACUGGGAGUACCACUAUGUCGAGCCCAGAGCCGGUGAAAAUGACAAGAUGAAGGACACAGCAACAAGGGACAAGAUUGAAGCUGAACGCAAGGAACUGGUACAAAAAUACCAGGCCGAAACGGUACAGUGGGCUAAGGGCGAGAACAAGGGAGAGCAAAGGUCAGCGCUCAGACAGGAGCUGCUGCAAAACUACUGGCAGCUCGACCCUUAUGUUCGUGCAAGAACAUUGUACGACCGCAUCGGCAUCAUUGGUCAUGACGGCAAGAUGAAUUUCUAUCCAUCUGCUAGCAGUGCCGACCUUGACUAA
Molecule: messenger RNA, 1314 nt
Organism: Aureobasidium melanogenum CBS 110374
Lineage: Eukaryota; Fungi; Ascomycota; Dothideomycetes; Dothideales; Saccotheciaceae
Product: CRAL/TRIO domain-containing protein
Exons: 2
Coding region: 1-1314 (437 amino acids)
Source: RefSeq, a predicted model, not a curated record